Molecule: messenger RNA, 2200 nt
Organism: Anoplophora glabripennis (Asian longhorned beetle)
Lineage: Eukaryota; Metazoa; Arthropoda; Insecta; Coleoptera; Cerambycidae
Exons: 11
Coding region: 95-2143 (682 amino acids)
Biological process (GO): immune response
Cellular component (GO): lysosome
Molecular function (GO): cysteine-type endopeptidase activity
Source: RefSeq, a predicted model, not a curated record
GAUGACCAGAUCUGAAGAUAGGAAUUUGUAAUAUAUAGUGGUAGGAUUCGCACUUUUCUUAGUUCUCAUUGUGCUGUUCGAGAGAAAAAUCAUAAUGAAGUUCUUGGUUCUUCUGGUUUCUCUAGUUUUGGCAGUUAAUGCCGCAACUGACAAAGAGCAGUGGUUGGAAUUCAAGCAAAAAUUUGGACGAGACUACAGAAACCUAAGAGAGGAACAGCAGCGAUUCUCCAUCUUCCAAGACAACUUGCGCGUCAUCGAAACACACAAUGCGAAAUACGCCAAAGGGGAAUCAUCCUACUACAUGGGAAUCAACCAGUUCACUGAUAUGACCCCGGUUGAGUUCAAGGUCACGUUGAACAGGAGCGCUGCCUUGAGACCACAAAAGUCGCAACCUACAGCUUACCACGUAGAGUCCGGUGUCCAAGCUCCAGCCUCUUUCAGUUGGCUACCUCAGGGAAUCGUCACUGAGGUCAAGAAUCAAGGACAGUGCGGUUCUUGCUGGGCAUUCAGCGCUACUGGAGCUCUGGAAGGGGCCUACGCCUUAAGAACUGGUUCCCUCGUCAGCCUCAGCGAGCAAAACUUGGUCGAUUGCAACAGCGUCAACUUCGGAUGCGACGGAGGAUGGAUGCAGUACGCUUUUGACUACGUCAAAGACUACGGAAUUGAGUCAGAGAGAGACUACCCUUAUAGAGCUGUCGACCAGUCUUGUCAGUUCAGUAGCUCCAAAAGCGUAUUUAGAGCCGCUGGUUAUGUGAACAUUCCUAGGGGAAACGAAAACGCUUUGCUGGACGCUAUUGUCAACGUGGGCCCGGUAUCCCUAGACAUCAACGCGGACUAUUUCCAGUACUACGCUGGGGGUGUUCUCGAUGAUAGCCGCUGUGACGAACAACUGGACCAUGGAGUUUUGGGCGUCGGUUAUGGAAAUCAGAAUGGUCUCGACUACUGGCUGGUCAAGAACUCUUGGGGUGCUGAUUGGGGAGAGAACGGAUAUAUCAAAAUGGCCCGCAACAGGAACAACCAAUGCGGUGUUGCCACCGACGCAUCUUACCCACUUUUAGUGGUCCUUAAGUACACCUCGAUAAUAAAAUCAGUGAUUUUUGGUUACGUUAGGCAAAAAAUGUUUUGGAAUCUCGAUCGCAGUAAGGGAAAUAGUAUACUGUGUAACAGAAAAAUCGUAAUGAAACUUAUAAUCGUUCUCGCUUCCCUUAUUUUGGCCAUCAGCGCCACCUCUGACACAGAACUUUGGCAAGAAUUCAAGCAAAACUUUGGACGAGACUACAGAAACCUGAGGGAAGAAGAAAAACGUUUCUCCAUCUUCCAAAGCAACUUGCGCGCCAUCGAAGCACACAAUGAGAAAUACGCCAACGGAGAAUCUUCGUACUACAUGGGAAUCAACCAAUUCACAGACAUUACCCCAGCUGAAUUCAAAGCCCGAUUGAAUACCAGCGCUUCAAUAAAACCAAUUCGUACACAACCAACCACCUGGCAUGUAACAUCCGGUGUCAAAGCUCCAGCUUCCUUCAGCUGGAUACCUCAGGGAGUUGUCACUGGAGUUAAAAACCAAGGAGAUUGCGGUUCCUGUUGGGCAUUCAGCGCUAGUGGAGCUCUGGAAGGAGCUCAUGCCAUAAGUACAGGCAACUUGGUCAGCUUCAGCGAACAAAACCUUGUUGAUUGUGUCACCACCAACGGAGGUUGUGACGGGGGGUGGAUGCAAAACGCCUUCGAUUACGUCAGAGAGAAUGGAAUAGAAUCAGAAGGGGACUACCCUUACCAAGCCGUUAAUCAGGCAUGCCAGUACAGUGAAUCUAAGAGCGUGUUCACGAUUUCAAGCCACGUGACUAUUCCAGAGAGAGAUGAGAAUGCUUUGCUAGAUGCUGUUGCGAAUAUUGGUCCGGUGGCUGUAGACAUAAGGGCCGACACCAUGAUGUCCUAUCAAGGUGGCGUCUAUGAUGACACCGCUUGUGAUGAACAGAUGAACCAUGGAGCCCUCGCAGUGGGUUACGGAAACGAGAACGGCGCAGACUACUGGUUGGUCAAGAACUCUUGGGGUACCGCGUGGGGAGAGAAUGGUUACAUCAAGAUGUCCCGCAACAAGAACAACCAAUGCGCUAUCGCUAGUUACGCGUCUUACCCUGUUGUGUAAAAUAUAUUAGAUUAAUUGCAAUGUAACAGAUAACAGAAUAAACAUUUAACUUUUUUA